AUUAUUCUUAACACACUCCAGCGGGGAAAAAGUACAGAAUGAAUUCUUUCCUGGGAUAUAUCUGUGUGCUCUCAGCUAUAGUAGGAACAGGUCAUUCUCUCUCCUGUGUGGAAUGUGCGAGUUCCUACGGUACAACAUGCUUAGGAACUACCAUAACCUGCAGCAAUGGAAGUGUCUGUGGGUCUCAGUACACAGUGGGUAAAGUAGGGUCACUAACCACAACUUUAUUUGUCAAAGCAUGUGUUCUUCAAGACCAAUGUAGUAUGAAUGGCAGCAUUACCUUUAAUGAAGGAAGUACUAGGACUGGGAUCUCUUGUUGUAAUACUGACAAUUGUACUCCACCUGUCCCGUCAUUACCACAAAUCAGUACUCAGCAAAAUGGACUGACAUGUCGAUCAUGUAUUUCUGAAACCUCUAACUGGUGUUAUACUUCGGAUACCAUUCAAUGUACCGGCAAUGAGGAUAUGUGUCUUCUGCAAGCUACAACAAUUGCAGGACUCAAAACUUCAAUUCGUGGUUGUGCCACAAAAAGUAUAUGUGAUCUUGGGAGCCAGACUGUGAUCAAUACUGUCAAGAUUACCUGCACAAGUGGAAGUAUUGGGCUGCACUCCAACAUGUUCCUUUCUGCUAUCAUUUCUUUUGUGCUGUUAAAAUGCUACUUUUAGAAAAUGUGUGUAGGACAUUAUCAAUAGCAGAAAUGCUUGUAAAUAUGAAUAGUUCCAUACUGGUGAUGGUUGGUGAUGACUGCAGAUGAUCACCAGGAGAAUGUUUGCAUUCUUUUUUUAUUCCAGAAUAAAGAAUAAAGCAUUUAUCCCAGAGUUUCAAAGCUAGUGCUUAAUACUACUAUUUAAUUUUUUAACUGUUCAAAAUUGCACAUUUAUGCUCUUUAUUUACUUAAUUAUGCCAUUUUUGAUUUCUAUAGCUGUUAUGGCUAAAUGUGUUUCCAUGGGGAAUAUUUAAUCU
Messenger RNA from Pelobates fuscus (common spadefoot toad), 963 nucleotides. Its product is annotated as phospholipase A2 inhibitor and Ly6/PLAUR domain-containing protein-like. The record is from RefSeq and is a predicted model, not a curated record. Lineage: Eukaryota; Metazoa; Chordata; Amphibia; Anura; Pelobatidae. Bases 39 to 665 code for a protein of 208 amino acids. The transcript is spliced from 5 exons.